CUUCAAUUUCAGUUUUUUCAAUAUUCUACUUUUAUUUAAAAAAAAAGUUUAUUCUCUUUUUUUAAUAAUAGAUUGUUGUAAUGACGUGCGCUUUUAAAUCAUUCUUCGAAAGUAUUCUUCUAACUCUACAUCCUCCUAGUUUAUUUUCGUAAGGGUACAGUUUCUGAGCUAUUCUUAGUUUUUUCGCAUUUCAUAGUAAUUAUAACUAUAAUGUCAAACCAUCUUGUUGAAUUCUCUAAAUACGGACCCUCUUCUGUCCUACAAUUUGUCAAACGCGAAAUCCCUAAAGUUAGCGGAAACAAACUUUUGGUGAAAAAUGCAUAUGCAGGCUUGAAUUAUAUCGACACUUAUUGCAGAAGUGGAGUGUAUCCUGUCCCUUUGCCUUUUGUUUCUGGUAAAGAAGGAUCCGGUAUUGUCACUGAUGUUGGUCCUGAAUGUAACAAGUUCAAGGUUGGAGAUCGUGUUGUAUAUUUGACAAUGUCCGGCGGGUACGCUCAAUAUAAUCUUGUUUCUCCUGUCUUAGCUACUAAGAUACCAGAGGGAAUUUCUCUCAAGCUCGCUGCUGCUUCUUUACUUCAAGGAUUGACUGUGUUAACUCUAGUUGAAGAAGCCUAUCCCGUCCGCAGUGGAGACUACGUUAUUGUGCACGCUGCCGCCGGAGGAGUAGGCUUGCUUUUGUGUCAAAUUUUGAAUCGUAGAGGUGUGCAUGUUAUUGCAACCGCUUCAACUCCUGAGAAGCGACGACUUGCUCUUCACAAUGGAGCAGAAUUUGCUUGUUCUUAUGAUGAGGUUCCUGAAUUCUCUCGUCAAUUAACAAACGGUAAAGGUGUACAUGCUUCCUUUGACUCAGUCGGCAAAGAUACCCUGGAAAUUUCCAUAAACGCAAUCCGUAACGGCGGUACCUUCGUAAGCUACGGUAAUGCUAGUGGAAAAAUAGAAUCUAUCCCUUUAAGUAUGAUUACCUCUAAAUGUAUCAAAGUCGUUCGUCCUACCCUUUUCGGGUAUCUAGACUCUGAAGAGACAUUUGACCGUUAUACAAGCAAACUUUGGGAGGAAAUAUUAAAGAACAAGCUUAAUAUCGCCAUUCAUCAUACUUGGAAGUUAGAAGAAGCCAAAGAAGCUCAUGAUAAGUUUCAAAGCAGAGCUACAACUGGUAAACUUUUGCUUUCUUGUAAUGAAGACUUGAUGGAUGCUUGAACAGGUAGGUACAGAAGUAUUUGAUGGUGCCACUUUGACGAACUAUGUAUGAAAGUUUUAUUUAGAUUAUUUACAACUUGCUUUGAUUUGAAGCAAGACGAUAAAAUGUAAUACAAAUUCUAUCCUUUUCUGAUUGUUUUUUCGACCAGCCGAGCUUACUGUGUAUAACUUUAACAGAAACAGAAGCAGCUCAUCGUUUAAACAUACUGUCGACGGUCAUGGAAAUAUGAAACCAUGUUUUCAAGGUCGUCUUCUUAACACAUUACGGAUGAAAUACUUUAAAUUAAAUUUUGAUACAGAUAAAAG
Schizosaccharomyces cryophilus OY26 is the source of this 1503-nucleotide messenger RNA. Its product is annotated as NADPH quinone oxidoreductase/ARE-binding protein. The transcript has a single exon. Gene Ontology annotation, molecular function: quinone reductase (NADPH) activity. Bases 211 to 1197 code for a protein of 328 amino acids. Gene Ontology annotation, cellular component: cytoplasm. The record is from RefSeq and is a predicted model, not a curated record. NCBI's taxonomy places the organism in Eukaryota, Fungi, Ascomycota, Schizosaccharomycetes, Schizosaccharomycetales, Schizosaccharomycetaceae. Gene Ontology annotation, biological process: cellular response to oxidative stress.